AUGGAGAGACCAGAUUGGCUUGAUGGAACGAUAUUAAAACUGGUCGAAAAACUCAGAGAGGAAUAUAAGAAACUCCCAGCAAAAGGAAAAGAACAAGAAAAUGAGUGGAGUAUCUUGUCUAGUUUUUUUAUAGUAAAUCCAAAAUUACAAGAAGUAGAUUUUAUAUGCCUUGGGACAGGCAAUAAAUGCCUUUCUUUUUCGCAUCACAGCCAAACUGCCGUCAACGACAGCCACGCCGAAAUCAUUACAAAACGAAUCUUUCAACUUUUUUUAUCCGAAGAUUACAAAAACAAAAAUUCAAAGUACUUCGAAAAAGACCAAAAAACUGGUAAAUUUCGGAUUAAAUCGACGUACAAAAUAAUCAUGUACAUAACAGAAGUUCCUUGUGGCGAUUGUUGCAUCUCAAAAGAUCUUGAAAUAAAUGACAAGUCCGAGAUUGAGACGGGAGCGAAACGUCUUGUGGAUGGCGAUAUAAAAAGGACGGUCUCAUUGUGGGAAGAGGACGACAUCAAUUCUUCUCUUGGUAAAACAAGAAUCAAACCUGGCCGAGGAGAGAAGUCACUCAGCAUGUCGUGCAGUGACAAGAUACUAAAAUGGAAUUUGAUAGGUCUCCAAGGGUCUAUACUUUCCAAAUAUUACACCAAGAUACGACCAGACAUAAUCCUGGUCGAAGGACCUCUUAACAUUGAGUCACUCGCAAGAGGAAUCAAUGAACGGUCGAUAAAAAUGAACGCAAUUUUUUUAGAAAAAAAUAUGAGUGUUCUUCCCCCAAGUUUUGUGUUUGAGGUGAUGAGGUCCAACAUUGUCAAAAAGGAGAAAAAAAGCCUCUCUCCAGCCGGGACGUCGAUUAAUUAUUGUUAUCUUCAAAGCCUUGGGGAGGAAGUUACAGUUUCUGCGCGUGGAGUCAAAUUUGGAGCCGGCAAAAAUGUGAACAAAAAACAGAUGAGUCGUCUAAGUCCUUUACUAAUGAAGGAGAAAUUCGACGAGACAUUUGGCUGUAAUGAAACUAGUAAAGAUGAACAGUAUGAGUUGGAGAAGAAAUUGUUCAAAGAGAGUGUUGAUGGGGGGUGGACAGUGAAGGUGUAA
This is a messenger RNA of Entamoeba invadens IP1, 1086 nucleotides long. RefSeq names its product tRNA-specific adenosine deaminase, putative. Bases 1 to 1086 code for a protein of 361 amino acids. Gene Ontology annotation, biological process: RNA processing; adenosine to inosine editing. Gene Ontology annotation, cellular component: cytoplasm; nucleolus. The transcript is spliced from 2 exons. Gene Ontology annotation, molecular function: double-stranded RNA binding; double-stranded RNA adenosine deaminase activity; tRNA-specific adenosine deaminase activity. NCBI's taxonomy places the organism in Eukaryota, Evosea, Mastigamoebida, Endamoebidae. The record is from RefSeq and is a predicted model, not a curated record.